This is a messenger RNA of Drosophila obscura, 2405 nucleotides long. Its product is annotated as neprilysin-4. Lineage: Eukaryota; Metazoa; Arthropoda; Insecta; Diptera; Drosophilidae. Gene Ontology annotation, biological process: protein processing. Gene Ontology annotation, cellular component: plasma membrane. The record is from RefSeq and is a predicted model, not a curated record. Gene Ontology annotation, molecular function: metalloendopeptidase activity.
GCAAACGCGCAACAGCAAACCAAUCCAAAAUCAGAAAUUAACAAAAAAAAAAACAAAAACGAUCCGCGUGAAAUUGUGAAAUACAUUUUUUGGCCAUAGAAAAUUUUGACAUGAUUGCGAUUAAAAAUCCACAAAGUGAACAAAUCAAAAGGCCUACAGCAAUUGCAAGUUGGAACAAAUAACCCAAAGAAAAAGAGAGCAAGGGGAGAAAGCCAAGUGAAAACUAAUUAAAAAGUGAAGAAAUUUCAAACCAAAUUUUUGGUAGCUAAAGAAAUGGCGCAAGAUCUGUGGACUUUCUUUGUGCUGCUGCUGGUGUUGCUGCUGCUGUCGAUAUCCAUCGAGGCAAUGCCAUCCACUUAUCAGCUGAAUCAGCGCUGCCCGUACCAAAGCCAAUGCGAUCCUUCGAUCAAUUGGCAGCACAUCCGCAGACUGGAGAGCUAUGUGCGUACAGAUGUGGAUCCCUGUGUGGAUUUCUAUGCCUAUGCCUGUGGCAAUUGGCGGCGCAUUCACGGCGAAGGUGGCACAGCGACAACGAUAAGUGAGGUACAGAUUAAUCAACGCUUUGAGGACCUAUUUCUGCGUCUUCUGCAAGAUCCACUGGCACCGGAACAUGGCUAUCCCAUGCAACAGAAACUGCUGACACACUAUCAGAGCUGCACGGCUCUGAGGAGCCCCAAUUUGGGGCAGUAUCUGCAGCUAUUGCCACCACUGCCCUCGCUGAAUACCUCGCACUGGAUGCAGCUGGUCUCUAUCCUGGGUCGGUAUGGCUAUCACGAUCAUUUUGUGCAGAUCGAGGUGCGGCAUCACAACAUCAGCCAGCACAUGAUCUUCAUACAGCCGCACAAUCACAAUCUCAGUCUGAAUCUCACGCAGCAGAUCUAUGAGGCACUGCCACAGCGGAAUUUGGAUUUUCUGCAGCUCAAAGAGAUGUUUGCUACACUGGAGGCACAUCUCAAUCGACUGGCCAAGCCCAAUAUUGCGGAUGAUAGUUUUCACAACCUAACGCUGGAGGAGAUUCGUAGAAGAGUCCCGGAAUUGGAUUGGUUGGGCGCCUUGAAGCGACAGCUCAAUCGUUCAGCGGUGAACGCUGAUCAUUCGUUUCAGGUGGACGAACUGUCGGCCAUUAGGCAGCUGAUAUUGUAUCUCAAUCGGCAGGACAGACUGCUGUUGAAUCUGUACAGUCUGGCUAGAUUUCUCAGUCAUCUGCUGCAGCUGCCACACAAUCCAUUGGGCAGCCUGUCCGCGUCUCCUUUGGCGUCAUCGAAGUCCCUCUCCAUUGCCUGCAUUCGUCACAUGCGUCGCACCCUCUAUUUGCCCAUGAUUUAUGCCUACGAGCGGGUGUACUAUGCACGGCAGCGACCAUCCGAUGAGCGUGUCAUCCACAGUGUCUUCACAGAGCUGAAGGAUCAGCUGGUGCGUACGCUUGAUCAGAACAACUUCAAUCUAAACCGCGGCCUGGUGGAGGCGCUGCAGACAAAGGUGCUGGGCAUGCGCCUGAAUGUGGGCAAUGUGCCCAGAAAUGUCACAGAGGAUUUCUUUUGGGCUGCCGACAGCAGCUGGACGGUGGGUCGCGACUUUCACGAGAAUCAUCUGAACAGCCUGCUCUACUACUAUGCGCUGACGGCCAAGCUGGAGGAUGCCAAUCCGGAUGCCGCAGAGAAGGCCAUUUGGUACAGUUUCAACAAUCAUUCGCCCGAUCUCACGGACAAUAUCGAUGCCACGCCCUACUUUUAUUGUCUGGGCAAUAUCAUCAUCAUUCCGUACUCGUACGCUCAGCUGCCGUUCUACCAUUCGGAAUUGUGGCCCGCCAUGCUCUACGGGGAUCUGGCCAACACCUUGGGCCACGAGAUGCUGCACGCCUUCGACACGGAUCUGGUGGACUACGAUGUGCAGGGUAAUAUGCGUGACUACGGCGAGCAGCUGCAACAGCAGCCGCUCUAUGUGGAGGCUGUCAGGUGCCUGAACGACAGCUCUGUGGUGCUGAAUGAACGCACUUCGGAUGUCAGUGGAUCCCGCCUGGCAUUUCGCACCUACAUGAAGGAUGCCCAGAGCAUCCGGCAGUCGAAUGGCAGAUACUAUUUCCUGCAGUUCUCGCAUUUCUUUUGCGGUGACGAGGGCGACAGAUACCAUGACAUGGGCAGCACGCGCCUCAAUUAUGCCUUGAGUCAAAUGCCCGAGUUUUCCGAGUACUUUCAGUGUGCCAGGGGCACGCCCAUGAAUUCUGCCCAGCAAUGCCAGUUUUGGUAGCCAAUCUAUAGUAUAUAUGUAUAUAUAUAUAUAUAUAUAUAUGUAUCGAUUAGUAUAUUUAGCAUUUAGUUUAUUGUUUAGCCGGUGCAUAGCUUUAAUUAGUUGCCUCCCCCCCCCCACAACAACAAAACAACCCCACACCCUCUCAAGUAUUGUGA